AUGGGAGACUACGUUCCAGGGUUUGAGCAACGUGAAAGUGAUGCUCGCAGCUUUGGUCAUUCUCGUCUUCCAACCCUUGGAGCUAUUCCUGUUAAAACUAAAGAUGGAAAAGUGGUAAUGAAAAAAGUGAAAGUUUCACGUUAUGUGGCAGGAAAAGUACCAGAAUUCGCUAAAGGCGUGGAUUCAGAAUCUGAAUUGGAUGAUUCCGAUCAGGAGCAGGACCAAAAGAGAAGAGAUCGUCGUCGAAGCUCCAGUGAAGACGAAAAAGAAUAUCGUUCAACUAGAAGACGAGACGAUCGUGGACAUGCAAGUUCAAGUCGACAUGUCGAAGAGCCGGAAAUCAUCGGCAAACAAGAGGAAUCUGAUGAAGAUGCUGAGAAGAUUGAGGAACGUCGUCAGCGAGCACGGCUCCGUCGUAUGGAGCUCAACGAAGAGAAUAAAAAUGAAGAAGAAGAUGAAUCCGAAGAAAGUGAUGAGGAGGAUUUCGAAAGAAGACGUCGGAUGCUCCGCGAGAAAGCGUUGAAACGCGAACGUCAGGAAGAAAUCAAAAAGGAGAUCAAAGAGGAGCUCGAGGAGCCCGAAGAAGAAGCUGACGAUGAGGAAGAGGAAGACACUUCAGAAGAGGAAUCAGAUGAGGACGAUGAUCCAGUACCAAGGCUGAAACCAGUGUUCACUAGAAAAAAGGAUAGGAUCACUUUGCAAGAAGCUGAAAAAGAGAGGGAACGGGAAAUGCAGAGGAAGUUUGAGGAAGAGAAACGACGGGAGGAAAGGAAGCGGGAAAGUGCCAAACUUGUGGAACAAGUUUUGCGGGAGGAAGAAGAAGCCGCGAAACGAAAAGAAGAAGACACUCUCGAUUUGGAUUCCGUUAAAACUGACGAUGAAAGUGAAAGUAUUGCAUAUGAAGCCUGGAAAUUACGAGAAAUGAAACGGCUAAAGAGAGACAGAGAUGAACGCGAGCAGAUGGCCAAAGAGAAGGCGGAACUCGAGAAAAUCCAUGCGAUGUCCGAAGAAGAGCGCAUCAAAUAUCUCAAGGCAAAUCCGAAAAUUAUUACAAACAAGCAAGAAAAAGGAAAAUACAAGUUUUUACAAAAGUACUUCCAUCGAGGAGCAUUCUUCCUCGACGAGGAAGAUGAAGUGCUUAAAAGGAAUUUCGCCGAGGCAACCAAUGAUGAUGUGUUUGAUAAGACGGUUUUGCCUAAAGUGAUGCAGGUGAAAAACUUUGGAAAAGCGUCAAGAACCAAAUACACGCAUUUGACUGCUGAGGAUACCACCGAACAUCAAGGAGUAUGGGCAUCGCAGAAUUUGCUUAACACACAAUUUUUCACUAAAAGAGCCGCUGGCGCGCGACCCGUCUUCGAAAGACCUGCAUUGAAAAAACGCAAGGAUUCUUAA
Messenger RNA from Caenorhabditis bovis, 1392 nucleotides. The record is from the annotation of a GenBank genome assembly. Lineage: Eukaryota; Metazoa; Nematoda; Chromadorea; Rhabditida; Rhabditidae.